Molecule: messenger RNA, 3480 nt
Organism: Sphaeramia orbicularis (orbiculate cardinalfish)
Lineage: Eukaryota; Metazoa; Chordata; Actinopteri; Kurtiformes; Apogonidae
Gene: abcb7
Product: ATP-binding cassette, sub-family B (MDR/TAP), member 7
Exons: 16
Coding region: 1-2241 (746 amino acids)
Biological process (GO): intracellular iron ion homeostasis; transmembrane transport
Cellular component (GO): mitochondrial inner membrane
Molecular function (GO): ATP binding; ABC-type transporter activity; ATP hydrolysis activity
Source: RefSeq, a predicted model, not a curated record
AUGGCGCCGAUGUUAGUACCUCUGAAAUGCGGCUUUCACUUUCAAAGACGAAAAUUAGCGCUUCUCCUUCGACAGACGAGCUCAUAUCAUGUUUGGAAUAAAAGCCGGAAUGACAACGGGGCAGACCGCAAACGACAAAGUUCAUAUGUGUUGAGUUCCUCUCCAAACUUAAGAACAGCUACAUGGAUUACAAACAGAAGCCCAAACAGUCACCAGAUUUUGGAGGCAGCAAAACAUUUGCAGAUAGUCGACAAACGAACUUGUUGGCAUGGACACGCUGGUGGAGGUUUAAGUUCAGAUCCAAAGAAUGUGCUCAAGGAGGUGAAUUCAGCCAAGAUUCUGUCUGCGAUGCUGUCUUACGUUUGGCCCAAGGACAGACCAGACCUGCGGGCCCGUGUUGCCAUCUCUCUGGGUUUGCUGGCUGGAGCCAAGAUCACCAAUGUGAUUGUGCCCUUCAUGUUUAAGUAUGCAGUGGACGAGCUUAACCAGAUGUCGGGACACAUGCUGAACCUGAAUGACGCGCCAAGCACUGUGGCUACCAUGGCAACGGCCGUGCUGAUUGGCUAUGGUGUGUCACGGGCUUGUGCAGCUCUCUUCAAUGAGCUAAGGAACAUUGUGUUCGGUAAAGUGGCUCAGAGCUCUAUCCGACGCAUUGCCAAGAAUGUAUUCCUCCACUUGCACAACCUGGAUCUGGGUUUCCAUCUCAGCCGCCAGACUGGAGCACUGUCCAAAGCUAUCGACCGUGGCACACGGGGCAUCUCUUUUGUCCUUAGUGCGCUCAUCUUCAAUCUAGGACCUACAGUCUUCGAGAUGGGCCUUGUCAGCGCCAUCCUGUAUUACAAGUGUGGUGGACAGUUUGCAGCAGCGGCCCUGGGUACCUUAUCGGCAUACACUGCUUUCACCAUUCUCGUCACUCAGUGGAGGACUCAAUUCCGUAUACAAAUGAAUAAAGCUGACAAUGAAGCUGGCAAUGCAGCUAUUGACUCUCUUCUGAACUAUGAGACUGUUAAGUACUUCAACAAUGAAAAAUAUGAAGCUGAAAGGUAUGAUGGUUUCCUAAAGAUCUACGAGUCAUCUUCUUUAAAAACCACAUCCACACUCGCCAUGCUAAACUUUGGUCAAAGUGCCAUCUUCAGUGUCGGUUUGACUGCGAUCAUGUUGUUGGCGAGCAAGGGCAUUUCAGCAGGUACAAUGACAGUGGGAGACCUGGUGAUGGUGAACGGCCUGCUCUUUCAGCUCUCCCUCCCCCUCAACUUUCUGGGUACAGUUUACAGAGAGACGAGGCAGGCGCUAAUAGACAUGAACACACUGUUCACCCUGCUUGCCGUCGACACCAAGAUCAAGGAGAAGGAUCUUGCACCAGUCUUAACCAUCACACCACAGGAGGCUACCAUUCGCUUUGAGGAUGUCUACUUUGAAUACCUGGAGGGCCAGAAAGUCUUGAAUGGAGUGUCAUUUGAAGUACCUGCUGGGAAGAAGGUGGCUAUAGUUGGAGGCAGCGGGUCAGGGAAGAGCACCAUUGUGCGGCUCUUGUUCCGCUUCUAUGAGCCCCAGCGGGGGAACAUCUACAUAGCAGGGCAAAAUAUUCGAGACGUCAGCCUUGAGAGCCUGAGGAAGGCUUUAGGAGUCGUCCCACAGGAUGCCGUUCUGUUCCACAACACCAUCUUCUACAACCUGCAGUACGGUAACAUCAACGCUACACCAGAGGAGGUGUACCAAGUGGCACGUCUAGCAGGCAUCCAUGAUGCUAUCCUCAGGAUGCCUCAUGGCUAUAACACCCAAGUUGGGGAACGGGGCCUCAAGCUGUCAGGUGGUGAGAAGCAACGUGUUGCCAUCGCCCGAGCAAUAUUAAAAAACCCACCCAUCCUGCUGUACGACGAAGCAACGUCUUCCCUUGACUCCAUCACAGAGGAGAACAUUCUGAGUUCAAUGAAGGAGAUGGUGAAGGACAGGACAUCGGUGUUUAUUGCCCACAGGCUUUCUACAAUUGUAGAUGCAGACGAGAUCAUAGUGCUCAAUGAGGGUAAAGUGGCAGAGCGCGGCAAUCACCUCACCCUUGUCAGCACCCCUGGCAGCUUAUACGCAGACUUGUGGAACACCCAGAACAGCAAAAUCGUGAACAACAGCACGAGCUUGCUGGAGCCGCCGGCUGAGCGCCUGUCCCAGAAGGAGGAGGAGAGGAAGAAACUGCAGGAGGAGAUCCUCAACAGUGUGAAGGGCUGUGGGAACUGCUCCUGCUGAGAGAAGCUGCCACCUCCAUCUCUUUUCUUCCCGCACAGAUGGCCUACACUGGAAUCCCUGGUUUGUGGGAAGGAGGGGGAACAUCCCCGUAACCCACUCCCACUCCGGCCAAGCCUCCACCCAUGUGACUAUCUCUCCUCCUCCUGUUAAUAAAGGCCAUUGCUCGCCAAAGUGAAGGAGGAGGAGCAGAACAGGGAGCAAGUGUGUUUAGCACUGGCUGGUGUCCAGAGAUAGAGCUUCUAUGCCAGUUGCCUCAGCUGAAGCCAAGCAUAAGAGACCUCGUAUAUCACAUACGUGUGUGAAAGACAUCUGUUAGUCAACAUGGUUGCCCCCUCCUCCUCAUUUUUGACAUCAGGUUUAUUGACAUUUUCUAUUGCACUGGGAACAGAUGAGAGUACACGUAAUGACUUACGCAUGCCUUGAUGUGGCCACAAAAUUUGUAUUGAUUUAAUUUUUUUAAUGAUUUUCAACAAUUGAACCACUAGCUUCUUUUUAUAAUGAAUGUGCACAUUGUUAUAUUGUGCAACCAGUUUAUCACAUUUAAAAUGUGGAAUUAUAAAUUCAGUACAUUUUCUCACAACACUUUUUUGCCAAAGCUGAGAUUUUAGUGUUUUGGUUGUGAUGUACACAUAUCCAUAACAUGACUUUUAAACAGUGUUUUAAAAUAAACCUCUGAAGUCCUCUUGCUGAAUCACAAAUGAUGUGGAUAUUUGGAUUCAUGAACAUACACAACAGCUCCCCAGUGAAUUAAGAGUAUGUUACAGUCAUGGAAGUAUAACACUGACAGAGUUACUAAUAAAUCAUGAAUGGUUUUCACCACAAAUGGAGCCACAGUGCGAGACGACUUGAAAGCCUCCUUUGGGAGCGUUUUCCUGUCAUAUCAUUUUGCUUUGUUUGACGGGUCUCUUCUAAUGAAAAGUUAUGUUUGGCGUUUUAACAAUGCUAAGACAGGUUUUUGGGUUGUCUGAUCAGACUGUGUAGACCUCUCCCUGAAGCUUACAUGUAAAUGUUAAUAUUUAAAGACCAACACUGCGAGUUAGUCCUCAUUUUCCGAGGACUGAUUUGGCUGUGAUACGCACAUUUUGGUAGAAAUCUUGCUAUAUUAUAUCUGUAUAUGAAAAGAAUAUUAGUUGUCAACACACUAUGUUCAGCCUGUUUGAUAUGUCAUGUUCUGAUACAUGUUGACUGUGUGGUUUAAUUGAAGCCUAAUUAAUAAACACUGGCUUUUGUCUAAGCAAA